AUCCCAUCUCCGAGGUCCUGCCAACCUAAUGGAGCCAACAAAGAAGCCCUGCGGUGUGAAAUCGAAGAGCUGAAACAGAAAGACCUUGCUCUAGACCAGGAAAUUGCACAGUUACUGUCCGAAGGCUACAGCCUGGAGGAACUGGAGAAGCACAUCUCCCUGCUCCAUGAGUACAACGAUAUUAAAGAUGCUGGACAGAUGCUGCUGGGCAAGCUGGGUAAGGAGGGGAAAGCUGCUGAGGAACUUCUUAGUCCGUGUUUUCAUGUAGACAGCGAGAAGCUGCUCCGCCACAAAGGCAGAGCUUGUUUUAAAGCCGUUAUCCGAGGGGUUACUACAAAGCAGCUCUACCCUGAAUACGAUCUGGAGCUUAGCGACUAG
Molecule: messenger RNA, 378 nt
Organism: Leptosomus discolor (cuckoo roller)
Lineage: Eukaryota; Metazoa; Chordata; Aves; Leptosomiformes; Leptosomidae
Source: RefSeq, a predicted model, not a curated record